CGACUUUUUGUGAUUCUAACCCUGGUCAGCAAUGCAAUGAUGUUGAACCCGACUGCAACCAAGCGAAGUGCUACCAAAGAUGCGCCCGAGGACUGCAGGAGUUGUCUGGUCUGUUCUAGAGAGAAUGGCUGCGAGAGCUGCCCAGAUAAGCUGUUCCUGUUCCUCAACAGGGAGGACAUGAGGCAACACGGCUCCUGCUUACACUCCUGCCCGGCAGGGCACUACGGCCUCCGUGGUCAGGACAUGAACCGCUGCAUGAAAUGCAAAGCCUCCGACUGUGAGAGAUGCUUUAACAAAGAUUUCUGUACAAAAUGUAAAGGGGGCUUCCAGCUGUUUAAAGGCAAGUGCUUGACCAGCUGUCCAGAAGGCACAAUUCCACACUUAACAGAUUGCAUUGAGGGCUGUCAGCUGAGUCUGUGGGGAGAGUGGAGCCCCUGCGAGCGCAACGGGCUACGUUGCGGCUUCAGGUGGGGAAGGCAAAGCAGGAGCAGGGAGUCUCGCAGGGGCCCUGAGGGGGCAUCGCCCCACUGUCCCACUCAGCACGAGAGCAGGAAGUGCCGGAUGAAGAAGAAAUGCCCUGAAGAGAGAAGAAAGAAUGAGAGGAGGGGUGAGAGAAAGAGAGGGAGGAAACAGCAAAGGCUCCUUAACAAUGCAACUGCGACAGAACCACCAGGUGGAACCUAAAGAAGCGUCUCGACCCACCUCCGCCCUGCACAGGAGCGGGACACUUGAGGAAUUCU
Molecule: messenger RNA, 740 nt
Organism: Megalops cyprinoides (Indo-Pacific tarpon)
Lineage: Eukaryota; Metazoa; Chordata; Actinopteri; Elopiformes; Megalopidae
Gene: rspo4
Product: R-spondin 4
Exons: 5
Coding region: 37-684 (215 amino acids)
Source: RefSeq, a predicted model, not a curated record